UUCGUUCGCUCGUUCGUCAUCAUCAGUGUGGUGUGAAAUUUUUAUUUAUAACAACAGAAGAAAAAAUAUUUAAGUGAAAAAUAAACGCAUUGUCUCGAUAAAGAAAAAUAUUUGUUCUACUCUAUUGAUAAUUGUAACAAACAUAUUAAACAUUGCAUACGGAAAUUAAUUGUGCAAAGUUCUGCAUACGGACGGGAGUUUGGUUGGUGUGCUUUUUGUCUAACAUUUUUUGUGUGUAUUGUGUGUGGUGUGCUGCCACGAGCUUGCUUUGAUUUGCUUGCUCUGGACAUCUCAAUUCUUCUGUCUAUCAGUCAGUCUGUCUCAUUGAUUGAUUUCAUUGUCGAUCAGACUUUGUGACUGACUUUGCUGGCUGGGGCAAUCAAACAACUAAUCUAUUUAGAGCUUUGUCUUGUCAAAUAGUAUUUCCGAAGAGAUACUUCAAGGUCUUUAAAGGCGCAGACAGAAGCAGCUUUUUAGCUGCGCACGCAUUUAGAAAUAUAAAAAAAGUGAUUUAAUUUGUUUUUGGAUCUCCGCUGCUGCUAUAAACGGAGACAAGAAGCAAAACCAGAAAAAUAAAAAAAAAACAAAAGCAAACGAAGAAACAGAAAAUUGUCACAGCGACUUCUUUGUUGAGGUGAUUGCUUCACCGUCUGUUAUCCCCUUCACUCCACAUUAUUCUCUUUAUCUGCUGCAACAAAUGGCUGACGUGAGUGACCCCAAUGAACUCUUUGUUCUUGAGUUACAUGAGGAUGAAAAUCCUCGUGAUUCAGAUGAUGACAAAAUCGAAUUGGACGAUGUUGACUUGGAACCAGAGUUAAGCAUAAAUUUACAGCAAGAGGCGGAAGGUCAAGAAACUAUACAGUUAUCAGAAGAAAAUGUAAAUCCUGGCAAAAUAAAGUUGGGUCCAAAAGAUUUUGAAUUAAAGAAAGUUUUGGGCAAAGGAGGUUAUGGCAAAGUAUUUCAGGUGCGCAAAACUUCUGGUCGUGAUGCUAAUAAAUAUUUUGCCAUGAAAGUUUUGAAAAAAGCCUCAAUAGUCACAAAUCAAAAAGAUACAGCACACACUCGUGCUGAACGUAAUAUAUUAGAAGCUGUUAAACAUCCAUUCAUUGUAGAAUUAGUUUAUGCCUUUCAAACGGACGGUAAAUUAUAUUUGAUUUUAGAAUAUUUAAGUGGAGGCGAAUUAUUUAUGCAUUUAGAACGCGAAGGUAUUUUCCUAGAAGAUACAACAUGCUUUUAUCUAAGUGAAAUUAUAAUGGCUCUGGGUCAUUUACAUAAACUGGGCAUCAUAUAUCGUGACUUAAAACCAGAAAAUAUUUUGUUAGAUGCUCAAGGUCAUGUAAAACUAACAGAUUUUGGUUUGUGCAAAGAACAUAUACAGGAAGGCAUAGUUACACAUACUUUCUGUGGCACCAUAGAAUAUAUGGCUCCAGAAAUUCUUACACGCCGUGGUCAUGGUAAAGCGGUGGAUUGGUGGUCGUUGGGUGCUUUAAUGUUUGACAUGUUAACUGGUGUGCCACCCUUUACUGCAGAAGAUCGUAAAAAAACAAUAGAGACUAUUUUAAAAGCUAAACUUAAUUUGCCUGCUUAUUUAACACCUGAAGCUAGAGAUUUGGUACGUCGUUUAAUGAAACGCCAAGAAUCCCAACGUUUAGGUAGCGGCCCUGAAGAUGCUGCAGCAGUUCAGGCUCAUCCCUUCUUUAAGCAUGUAAAUUGGGACGAUGUCCUUGCUAGACGUUUGGAUCCACCAAUAAAACCUCUAUUGCGCAGUGAAGAUGAUGUAUCUCAAUUUGAUACUAGAUUUACUAGACAAAUUCCUGUAGAUUCACCAGAUGAAACAACUCUCAGCGAAAGUGUCAAUUUAAUUUUCCAAGGUUUCACAUAUGUAGCGCCAUCAAUUUUAGAAGAAAUGCAAAGAGCUAACCGUAUGCCAGCCCGUUCACCUAGACGUACACCAAGACAAGCACACGAUGGUUCCUAUCGAUUACAAUAUCCCUUAGCUCCGAGAGGCAUUUACGCACGAGCCACGCCGCCACAUUUGCAAGCUUUCCCACCACGUCCCUCGCCCCAGGACGAAAUGAUGGACGUGCAAGGUUUACCUAUGUCGUAGUGCGUACAUAAAAGCAGCUGUAACUGCACCUCCAAAAGCCAUCAAAAUGUUAUCAAAGGCAACGGUUAAAGGCGUUUGAAAUGCUGACUAUAUAAAUACUAAAAGUAAUGUUAACUACACAUAUAUUAAACAAACAAACAAACAACAUUAAAUCGGAUGAUUAUAAAAUAAAAACAGAAUGAAACAAAAGGAAAAAAUGAAGAAAAACAUAUUAAAAACUUAUAAGAUAAUGAUAAUUGAUGAUUGAUUGAUUACAUUUAAUAAUACAAAAACUAAUGUUAAUGUUAUUUUUGUUUUUUAAUGAAGUAGAAAUUAAAAAAUAAAAUAUGUAAACCGAAAUUGGUUAUGGUAAAUGUAAUGCGGCGGUGUGUUGAUAAAGAAAUACAAAAAUAAAAAAUUGAACUUACACCAUUUUCUAUUGCAAAAAAAAUAUAUUCAAAUUGGACAUCAAUUCAAUUUAUGCUAAUUUUUACAAUGCCAAAGAAAAAUCUAUUUGAUUUUGUUAAAAA
Molecule: messenger RNA, 2616 nt
Organism: Lucilia cuprina (Australian sheep blowfly)
Lineage: Eukaryota; Metazoa; Arthropoda; Insecta; Diptera; Calliphoridae
Gene: S6k
Product: ribosomal protein S6 kinase beta-2
Exons: 9
Coding region: 698-2107 (469 amino acids)
Biological process (GO): signal transduction; protein phosphorylation
Molecular function (GO): ATP binding; protein serine/threonine kinase activity
Source: RefSeq, a predicted model, not a curated record